Gastrolobium bilobum is the source of this 1797-nucleotide messenger RNA. Its product is annotated as F-box/FBD/LRR-repeat protein At3g26920-like. The transcript has 5 exons. The record is from RefSeq and is a predicted model, not a curated record. Gene Ontology annotation, molecular function: protein binding. Lineage: Eukaryota; Viridiplantae; Streptophyta; Magnoliopsida; Fabales; Fabaceae. Bases 268 to 1356 code for a protein of 362 amino acids.
AAGCCGGUUUCUUCCUUCUCCACGUUUGUUAAACGGAUUUGGUUUGUCUUCCCCAUCAAUGCCUGAUGUGUAGCAAUCCUGCGCAACAAAUGAAAGCCGGAAAUGAACAGUGUUUUGCAACCCUUCUGUGAAGGUGGUUUUGUGAAGAAAGCGAGAAAACAAAAUUAGGUUUUGGAGGGCAUUCGGUCGGUUUGGAUAGACGCAAGAUUUGUUAAUCUCAAAUGCUUGUUCGUGUGAGUGUUAGAGAAGGAAGGUGAAGAACCCAAUAUGAAGAGAGCAAAGCUGAGCGAGAACAAUGAAGACAGGCUCAGUGAUUUGCCGGAUUGCGUUCUCAUUCACUUAAUGUCGUUUCUGCCAACCCAAGUUGCUGUUCAAACUUGCAUCUUGUCGAGGAGAUGGAAGGGUCUCUGGAAACGUCUUCCUACGCUUAUAUUACAUUACAGGCACUUUUCAUCAAUGACCUCUUUCAACCGAUUUGUGCCUAAGGUUCUGUCUUUCCGUGAUGACUCUGUUCCACUCCAACAUCUUGAAUUCAAUUAUAAUGGCCGUGUUCGUCCCCAUCUUCUGAAAAGGGUUCUGAGAUAUGCUUUAUCUUAUGAUAUCCAGCAGUUAAAACUCACUUAUAAUUGUGAUCUUGAUUUGCCACCUUCCUUGUUUUUGUGUCAGACUUUAACAUCUCUUGAUCUCACAGUUUUUCACAGAUCUCAGUCAUUUCCCAAAUCUCUAAAUCUGACAGCUUUAACAAGUUUGAGUCUUUAUAAAUUCACCUUUGGUCACAGUGAAUUGGUGGAGCCAUUUUCGUCAUGUAUUAAGUUGAAGACUUUGGUUAUUCACAACUGUGCUAUAGGGGAUACCCAAAUCCUAUGCAUUUCAAAUGCUACACUUGUCAAUUUGGACAUACGUUCUUACCAAGCUUACAAAAUUGUGCUAUCAACUCCCAAUCUUUGUUCUUUUGCUUUCUCGGGUAUUCCCAAUAAGCAUAUCUCUGCAAGCAAUCUUUCUUCUAUUAAAGAAGUAAAUAUUGAUGCUGAUCAAUGGGCUGCUUUGUGUCACUCGCGUUCAGGUUUUAUCCUAUUUAGCUGGCUGCAACUAUUUGCUAACGUGAGAUCAUUGACACUCUAUUCAAGUACUCUUCAGGUUCUCUCCUCCAUCCCAGAUUUAUUGAAUACUGAAGCCCCUUGCUUCGGUAACUUGAAGUCAUUGAUAGUGAAAGUGAAAAACAUAUUGCCUCCAAAUCAAAGGCCGGGAAGAAUUUACAAAUCAAAGAAAGCAGAAUUGAAACCUGUGCCUGACGGAGUAGUGGAUUACUUGAUUCGAAACUCCCCAUUUGCAGAGAUUACUAUCAUAAAUUGCUGAAGGGCAUGUUGCUUGCAGUCAACUUCCGUCAUAAUUAGCUGCCUGCAAGUGCUUGCUAAUGUAAGAUCAUUGACGCUCUCUCCAUGUACUCUUCAGGUGUUUCGUUAAAAGGUUCUCUCCUUAGUCACAGAUUUACUGAAUAUUGAACCCCCUUGCUUGGGUAAUUUGAAGUCAUUGAUAGUGAAAGUGAAACCUCUACCUCCCAAGCCAAGAAAAGCUGCCAAGUCAAGGAAAGCAGAAUUCAACACUUGUAACUGAUGGAGUGGUGGACUACUUGGUUGGAAAAUCCCCUCUGGGUGAGGUUACAAACUUACAAUCGUAAAUUGUAAAGGUGCUAUGCACAUUUAAGUUUGACUUUUAAAAUAAAGAUUCAUAUUGUUGUUAUUUUUUUCUUGCUUUCUCUGUUUCACUUUUCCUCACCGUAUGUUUUAGUUGUUACAA